Molecule: messenger RNA, 1994 nt
Organism: Oppia nitens
Lineage: Eukaryota; Metazoa; Arthropoda; Arachnida; Sarcoptiformes; Oppiidae
Gene: Vha55
Product: V-type proton ATPase subunit B
Exons: 4
Coding region: 173-1687 (504 amino acids)
Biological process (GO): proton transmembrane transport; ATP metabolic process
Cellular component (GO): proton-transporting V-type ATPase, V1 domain
Molecular function (GO): ATP binding; proton-transporting ATPase activity, rotational mechanism
Source: RefSeq, a predicted model, not a curated record
UUAAGUGUAUAUUAUAUGUGAAGCACUGAUAUUAAUGCUGUACUGUAUAUAGCAUUGAGUUAACAAACAGUUGUUGUGAGAGGUGUGUCAACAACUCAUCCAUUAAAGACAAAACUAAAUAUUGAUUAUAAUUAUAAUUAAUUGAUUAUUAUUUACAAGAAAACGAUAGACAAUGACUAUUAACGACGUCGUAAACCAAUCGGCGGCUAAUAAGACGCACGCAUUGGCCGUCACUCGAGAUUACAUAUCACAGCCGAGACUAACSUAUAAGACAGUGACCGGAGUUAACGGUCCGCUCGUUAUUUUGGACGACGUAAAGUUCCCGAAGUUUUCUGAAAUUGUUAAAUUAGUUUUAGCCGACGGCACGACCAGAACUGGACAAGUGCUAGAAGUGAGCGGUUCUAAGGCUGUCGUACAGGUAUUUGAAGGGACGUCAGGUAUUGAUGCCCGACAUACUGUCUGCGAGUUUACAGGCGAUAUAUUACGGACUCCUGUAUCUGAGGAUAUGUUGGGUAGAAUUUUUAACGGUUCGGGUAAACCUAUAGAUCGCGGACCUCCAGUUCUCGCUGAAGAUUAUCUCGAUAUUAUGGGACAACCUAUAAAUCCUGAGUCUCGUACAUAUCCACAGGAGAUGAUCCAAACUGGUAUAUCAGCUAUUGAUGUGAUGAAUUCCAUAGCCAGAGGACAGAAGAUCCCGAUAUUUUCAGCGGCAGGUUUGCCACACAAUGAAAUUGCGGCCCAAAUCUGUCGACAGGGAAGUCUUGUAAAGACUCCGGGCAGUGAUAUCGUUGACGAUAACUUUGCCAUUGUAUUUGCUGCUAUGGGUGUAAACAUGGAAACGGCCAGAUUCUUCAAACAAGAUUUUGAAGAGAACGGCUCAAUGGAAAACGUUUGUCUUUUCCUUAACUUAGCUAAUGAUCCAACCAUUGAGCGUAUUAUUACACCACGUCUUGCUUUGACUACUGCCGAGUUCUUAGCCUAUCAGUGCGAGAAACAUGUACUCGUCAUCCUUACUGAUAUGUCUUCAUAUGCAGAGGCGUUGCGUGAAGUAUCAGCUGCUCGUGAGGAAGUGCCCGGUAGACGUGGUUUCCCAGGUUAUAUGUACACCGAUUUGGCCACAAUUUAUGAAAGAGCCGGUAGAGUUGAAGGACGUACUGGUUCUAUAACCCAAAUCCCAAUCUUAACGAUGCCUAACGAUGAUAUUACUCAUCCUAUUCCUGAUCUUACUGGAUAUAUCACCGAAGGUCAAGUCUAUAUUGAUCGACACUUACAUAAUAGACAAAUAUAUCCCCCGAUUAAUGUAUUGCCAUCUUUAAGUCGACUUAUGAAAUCUGCUAUUGGAGAGGGAAUGACUCGCAAAGAUCACUCCGAUGUCUCAAAUCAGUUGUACGCCUGCUAUGCAAUUGGUAAAGACGUUCAGGCAAUGAAAGCUGUCGUCGGCGAGGAAGCGCUCAGUCCGGAAGACUUGUUGUAUUUAGAGUUUUUAGGAAAGUUUGAGAAAAACUUUAUAUCUCAAGGAAAUUAUGAGAAUCGGACAGUAUUUGAGUCGCUAGAUAUUGGAUGGCAAUUGUUGAGGAUAUUCCCCAAAGAAAUGCUUAAACGUAUUCCACAAACAACUUUGGCUGAAUUCUAUCCGCGACAGACCGGUAGUGCCGGAGCUAACAUAGGAGUGUCCGGCAAAAAAUAAACUACAAAUAUAUUUCACAUAUUUUAUUCAAAUUAAAUGUGGGUUUUAAAGAUUCAUUACUAGUCGAGAGUUAAUUAUCGUAAAAAAUCAUUCCGUUUCGUAAUUUCAAUUCAAUUCCAGCCAAGACUUAUAAAACAAUAAUAAGACAAUUGAUGUCACAUAUAAUAAGUCAUAUUAUUAUUAUCUAAUAUAAUAUAAAUUCUAAAUAUACAGUACCGUAUAUAACAAGUUAUCUAUAUAUUAUAAAUAAUCGCAAUAAAUUGUUAUGGAUUCUGUAAAUCAAGAUUACAGUUACUUAUUGUAAACA